UUUUAAAAGUUUCUGUGAAGUCGUACACAUAUAACGUUAAAUUUCUUUGAUAGAUUAUUAUUUAAAUUUUACAUAUUCUAAUUAUUAUGUAAAUUUUUAAUCAAUUCAAAAACAUCAACAUUAGAUUACAAAAUGACACACACAAGUCAUUCCACUGAAUCUGAGAGUUCUACAGAUUUACAACAUAAAAUCCACCAAGUAUAUGAAAUUUUUACAAAAACAUUUGCUGCAUACUCAAUGGAUCAAGUGUUUCUUUCGUUUAAUGGUGGAAAAGAUUGUACGGUUUUGUUAGAUUUGCUUUAUAAGUACUUAAAGACGCAACCUUUAAUUCACAAUAAAAAUAUUAGAAUAAUCUAUAUACAACCAACAGAACCUUUUGAAGAAGUUGAAGAUUUUGUUGAUAAAUGUACAAAAACUUAUAAUGUUUUCAUUGAAAAAAGACAAGGUAAAUUGAAAAAUAUAUUAGAAGAGGUUUGUGAAGAUAAAAGUUUAAAAGCAGUCAUUAUGGGUUGUAGAAGAACGGAUCCACAUUGCGAAAACCUCGAUUAUAUGCAACUGACAGACCCAAACUGGCCAAUUUUGAUGAGAGUUAAUCCUUUAUUAUUUUGGACUUGUGAAGACAUAUGGAACUACAUCUUAACAUUUAAUGUUCCAUUUUGUUCCUUAUACAAUCAUGGAUAUACUUCGCUUGGAGAUCGUUCUAACACUAAACCGAAUCCACAUUUAAAAAUAGUGAACCCUGUGACAGGUGAAAUAACUUUUCGACCUGCAUAUGAAUUAACACGAGAUGAAUUGGAAAGAGCCGGUAGAAAUAAAUGAAAUUUUCGGACAAAUUUGAUUAAAGACGCUAUUUUGAAUUUGUUUAUACUAUUGUUAAAAUUGUUUAUAUAUACAUAAGUCGAAAUAAAUUUGUGAUAAUUUUAUUUAUUUAA
Messenger RNA from Condylostylus longicornis, 932 nucleotides. It is a transcript of the gene Flad2, whose product is annotated as FAD synthase. Gene Ontology annotation, molecular function: FMN adenylyltransferase activity. The transcript is spliced from 3 exons. Gene Ontology annotation, biological process: FAD biosynthetic process. Bases 133 to 819 code for a protein of 228 amino acids. NCBI's taxonomy places the organism in Eukaryota, Metazoa, Arthropoda, Insecta, Diptera, Dolichopodidae. The record is from RefSeq and is a predicted model, not a curated record.